This is a messenger RNA of Acanthoscelides obtectus, 722 nucleotides long. NCBI's taxonomy places the organism in Eukaryota, Metazoa, Arthropoda, Insecta, Coleoptera, Chrysomelidae. The record is from the annotation of a GenBank genome assembly.
UUAGGUUGGCUUACAUUGCUUACGACUAGGUAGCUCACUGUUUAUUACAAAAUUAUUGAAGUAGCUCAACAAACUAAAAAGGUUAGCGACCACUGCUCUAUAUUUUUAGCUUGUCUGUCAAUAUUGGGAUCGUCAGAAUUUCGAAAACAUAAAAUCGAUAUUCGGGGUUUGUUUUUUGAUAACUCCACUGCUCUUGUACCGAUUUUUGAAAAUAUACUGGUCCUCAAAGUUGGGACCGUACACGGCGUAUACGAGCCCCUUCCCACUUCAGUUGGCCCACUUCAAGAUUUGUACCAAAAUAUGCCUUUAUAAACUAAACAUGAAACUAUUUACUUCUAAAACAAUUUAUUUUCUCAAAAACAUUUUAGAUACACUCUGGUCGUAAAAAAUACAUGUCUGAAUUCACUUAGACCUAUAACUAAUAUAACAUCUGAAGAAAUAAACAAUGUGCAAAUAAAUAAAGUUAACAAAGCAACAAUUGAAAGAUUACCAUUGGGUAACAUCACCUUUAUUUUUUAUUACGGCUGAAAUUCUUUGGGGCAUAGUGUUAACCAAGCUUUGGCAAAAAUUUGGUGUAAAACAAUCCCAUAUUUCUUGAAGCUUUUGUGAUUGUACGAGCAGGAUGUUGUCGUAGAACCUUUUUCAUCUCGUGCCACAAAGUUUCAAUAGGUGACAGAUCUGGACUGCUAGAAACCCAUUUCAAAAGUGGUACAUGAUUUUCU